AUGUCAAAAUGGGUACAAGUAUCGGACCAGUUGUACUCGAGUUCGUCUCGCCUAGCACAGUUACAACCAUCACUAUUAGGGAUACCAAAGGGUUCUCCAAGUGCUCCAUCAUCUCAUAUAGUACAGUCAACACAGUCAGUGAUAAAAUCAGAUAACAACGUGACUUAUGUGUGUAGUAAAAUUCUGAGCGAAGAUUGUUUGCCGUUGUGUCCACUUAUUCCAGAUAAACUCGUUGGUGCUUUAGCAACAUAUUCCGACUCCCCAACUUACUCUGACUUAGAUAGACUGUAUCCCUGGGUUCAAGAUGGAGGAAGAGGAAAGCCGUCCGACUGUUACCCGCGCCAUCGUGUUGCCAUCAUCAUUCCAUACAGAAACAGGGAUAGUCAACUGCGGACAUUUUUAUAUAAUAUCCAUCCUAUACUUUAUCGACAGGAGUUAGAUUAUGGAAUUUAUGUCGUAGAACAGAAUGGAAGUUCGAAAUUUAACCGUGCCAUGCUGAUGAAUAUUGGGUAUGCAGAAGCAAUGAAGAUACACGACUAUCAAUGUUUUGUCUUCCAUGAUGUGGACUUGAUUCCAGAAAACGACAAAAAUAUUUACAACUGUCCAAAACAACCAAGACAUAUGUCAGUUGCAGUAGAUAAAUUCAAAUACCGAUUGCCUUACACUGCAAUAUUUGGAGGCGUAUCAUCUUUAACGAAGGAACAGUUCCAAAAAGUCAACGGGUUUCCGAACAGAUAUUUUGGCUGGGGAGGUGAAGACGAUGAUAUGUGGAACAGAAUUCACAACGCAGGAUAUAAAGUAAUCCGCUAUGCUAUGGACAUAGCUCGCUAUAAGAUGAUUAAACAUGGAACUGAAACAGGAAAUAAAGCUAAUCCUGGGAGGUUUAAAAUGCUGAAAGACAGUAAAAAGUAUUUCAAAACUGAUGGCAUUAAUAGCCUAAAGUAUAAAGUAUUAAAAAUAGACAUAAAUCAUCUCUAUACACGAGUCGUUGUUGACAUUGACGAAAAAGAAGUUUUGAAGGGAAUAAAAAAGUCAUGACACCAACUUAGGAGUGAAUAUUCUUGAAAACUAUUUAUGGGAAAAUAAGUAACCAAUACAUACCAAUGACGAAAAAAAUAUGGAGACAAUUCAUUGGACUAUUCAUUGGAGAAUUCAUUUAUGUUUCAUAAGCGUACAUUGCUGUUCUAACCAUUCAUAACACUGCCUUGGAAUUGAAACUGUGUAUGUAGCAUGAAUUAGGAUGACGACAGAUGGAUUAUUUUCUAAUCCACCAAUUAGGGCAAAUUGAAAAUCUCAUGUACACAAACGUCCUUGUUAAUAUGAAGUAACGAUUGAGUGGUUAUAAUUGUUUGUUGUUUUAUAGAUGCGUAGUUAAAAUGAUUAUAUAUAGUAUGUUUGUGUUAAAAUGAAUGUAAGCUUUGUUUAGCAGUUCGGGUACACAACAUUUUACGGUUAAACAUCAAUUAUCAUAUCAAUUUCCCCUAUUUUAACAAACCAAUCCAGCAAUGCAUGAUCGACUUAUACAUAUAUACGUUCACAUGUUACUCAGAGCACCAAGCUCUUAGACCCAAUCGUCCUAAGUUCAUCUAAAGAACAAGUUACACGAAUAAUGUUUUAGAUGAACUGACAGGUUAUGCCAAAAGUCAACUAAACUGGUUUUUGUUUGCUGCCGAUAAUUCCACUUGGGUUAUGCUUGAUAUCCAACAACUGUUUUCUUAAGAGCAUUGUUUGAAAGGUAUAGAAAUGUGCGAUACGAAAGAACAUAACGUAGUAUGUGUUCCGUUCGAUUAAACACCAUUUAACUAGUUACCAGUGGUGGUCAAGAGCAAGGGUCUGGGGUUAGAACCCUCUUAAUGCAUUUGAAUAGGUACAUAUGGUUGGUACCCCACUUUAUCCUGGAAUGGCAGAAUCCGCACCUAGUUACCAUAUUUCGCACAAUCUUACGUGACGGUAAACUCGUAGUAGCAAACAAUGCAUCGCUGUUCAUUGUUAUGAUUGGGAAAUGUCUUAGAAGCUGUUUACAUUUUGUAAUUUGGGAAUCUAAUUUAUGCAAAUGUAUUCUGACAAUUGAAUUAUAGUGGUCUGGAUCUGUUUAUUGAUUAUAUGUGCCUCCUUAUUCUCAUUAAUAUGUGAUCUCUUUACCAAAGAAUAUAAACGAAUUAUAUGUUAUUGCAGGAAAAUGAUUUAUCUUUGUUUUAUAUAGUUUUAUCAUUUGAAAAUUACAGCUGGUCGCGCUUAGUGCAGCACAGCAUUUGCGCAAUCAGUAGUGUAUGUAAACUGUUGUCUCAUUGUCAUUCAUACACUCAUCUUCUUAUAUCUAGGAACAAAAUGUUUUAUCAUAGAUCGUUAUACAAAUUAUGUCAGGGUUUUAAGUUUUUCAACUUUAAUAAAAUGUGUUGAUUGUUUAGAUGCCCUUCAAUACAUUCCUACCUUGACCAUUUUUUUUAUCAUUUAAGAUAUAACACGAUGUUAACCUUUGUUUAUUUUUGACGUUUUUUUUCAGACUCAUUUUAAGAUUUGCAUUUGUUUUAAUGAAUAUUUAAUGUUCUGUUUAAGAUUAGUCUAUUUUAGAACGUUGUUGGGGGUAAAAUAUGUUAAUAGAUCAUACUAAAAAUCAUCGUUAUGUUUAUUUACGAACUUUAUGAUAAUCCAUUGUGUUUUGUAUCAUUAAUAAAAUGUUGAUAAACUGCUUUUUUUUUUAUUUGUGAUGAAAUUAAAAUUUUUAUCGGGAAUUAAUUUCACACUUACAAAAAUAAUAGAACAGUAUGAAGACAACGACAACUGGCAGUUUUCUUUCAAUUCAAUAUAUGCCUUGGAGGAUGUGUUAACAUGGAUGUUACGAUGUCAUUUCUAAGGGUGCUAUAAACAGUUUCGUACUAAAAACUGUUAUUCCCCGACUAAAAAUAACCAUGAAGGGAAACCCCGGUUUAUUUACUUACUUGGUGAAAAAGUAUCAUGUUUUUUGUAUUUGAUUGUAAAAGUUAGUUAAUUAGCUUUCAAUUAAAACAGGUUGAAUGAUUGAAAUAAUUUAAAAAAUUAUAAUAAAUAUACAUGUUUCGAGGGGAGACAACACUGUAAACAGUCUGUUUUUUAGCAGUGAAAAUUGAAAACUUAUUUGCAGCCACUGCAUGUAGCUCUUUUCGGAGAAGUAACCGUACCCUAAAUAAGAUUUUUUUGAAAGGCCAGGUAAAAACCUACAAAAUUCAUACAGUUUUGAUUAUGAAAAAUGUGCAUGGAUCAUGUCGUCAUGGGUGUGCACAUGACCUGAU
Mytilus trossulus (common blue mussel) is the source of this 3269-nucleotide messenger RNA. RefSeq names its product beta-1,4-N-acetylgalactosaminyltransferase bre-4-like. Gene Ontology annotation, cellular component: Golgi apparatus. The transcript has 7 exons. Gene Ontology annotation, molecular function: galactosyltransferase activity. Bases 1 to 1038 code for a protein of 345 amino acids. The record is from RefSeq and is a predicted model, not a curated record. NCBI's taxonomy places the organism in Eukaryota, Metazoa, Mollusca, Bivalvia, Mytilida, Mytilidae. Gene Ontology annotation, biological process: carbohydrate metabolic process.